Messenger RNA from Protobothrops mucrosquamatus (brown spotted pit viper), 1557 nucleotides. RefSeq names its product ETS2 repressor factor (gene ERF). The transcript has 3 exons. Gene Ontology annotation, biological process: regulation of transcription by RNA polymerase II; cell differentiation. NCBI's taxonomy places the organism in Eukaryota, Metazoa, Chordata, Lepidosauria, Squamata, Viperidae. The record is from RefSeq and is a predicted model, not a curated record. Gene Ontology annotation, molecular function: sequence-specific DNA binding; DNA-binding transcription factor activity, RNA polymerase II-specific. Gene Ontology annotation, cellular component: nucleus. Bases 199 to 1557 code for a protein of 452 amino acids.
GCCUUCCCGGAUUGGGCCUAUAAGCCGGAGUCGAGUCCCGGUUCCCGUCAGAUCCAGCUCUGGCACUUUAUCCUGGAGUUGCUGCGGAAGGAAGAGUACCAUGACGUCAUCGCCUGGCAAGGGGACUACGGCGAGUUUGUCAUCAAGGACCCCGACGAAGUGGCCCGGCUCUGGGGGGUGAGGAAAUGCAAGCCUCAGAUGAACUACGACAAGCUGAGCCGGGCUCUGAGAUAUUACUACAACAAGCGGAUCCUGCACAAGACCAAAGGGAAACGUUUCACCUACAAGUUCAACUUUAACAAAUUGGUGCUGGUCAACUACCCUUUCAUUGAUAUGGGCAUGGCAGGUGGGGCCGUGCCCCAAAGUGCCCCACCUGUGCCCUCGGGUGGGUCACACUUCCGCUUUCCCCCUUCCACCCCAUCUGAUAUCUUGUCACCGGCCGAGGAUCUGCGUUCGCCUGGGGUCUUCUCCGCCGUGGCUCGCCGCCUCGCUCGGGGCUCGGUCAGCGACUGCAGCGACGGCACCUCAGCCAAUUCAGAAGUCGAGGAAUCGUUGGCCGAAGAGCAGCGGCGUGGUGGUGGAGGAGAGGCAGGUGGAUUCCGUGGUCCCCCCUUGCCCGGCCAUCCACGUUUGACCCACGACACCCUCUUUAGGAUCUAUCCUCGCCCGCGGGUUCCUGAGCCUCUCAGCCCCUUCCCCGGGUCCCCCAUGGCUGGGCCUGCUGCUCUCCUGCCCCCCCAGAUGUCUCCUGCCCUGCCCCUCACCCCCACUCACAUGAAUUAUACUCCCUCGCCCACCCUCAGCCCCAUGUAUCCCAGCGGCUCCCACUUCUCCUUCAACCCGGAGGACAUGAAGCGCUACCUCCAAGCGCACACCCAGAGUGUGUACAACUACCAUCUCAGUCCCAGGGCCUUCCUCCACUACCCCAACAUUAUCAUCCCGCAGCCCCAGCGCCUGGAGAAGCCCCCUCUUCCCCCUCCGCCCCCACACGCUGAGGAGACCCCCAGCCCUUUCAAAUUCAAGCUGCAGCCGCCGCCGUUGGGGCGCCGCAACCGUGACAAGCAGCCUCCGCCAGCUCCAGCUGUGCCCCCGGGAGACUCCAGCAGCGGUCUCCCUGCCUCCUCCUCCUCCUCCUCUUCUGCAGCUGCUCCGGAGCCCCUCGUCCCCCAGAUCAAAGUGGAACCCAUCUCGGAAGGAGAGUCUGAGGAAGACCUCACGGUGGAGGUCACCGAUAUCAGCGAGGAUGACGAGGAGGUCUUUAAGGCCCCUUCAGUCCCCCUGGAGAAGAUCGAAAAUGGGGAGACUUCAGCCCUGGCGCCCCCCGUUUCUCGGGCCGGGGAUAGCGGCAAAUGCAUUCCCCUCAAAUUACGUUUCAAACGCCGCUGGAGUGAGGAUCAGCGGCUGGAAGCCGGCGGGACAGGCGACGAAACAGACGACAAGAAAGUGAAGGGUGAGGAGGAUGCUGUUGGUCACGGGGACGCAGUGGGAGGCCGACGGAUCAGCACGGAGCUGCAGCAGGCCACAGCAGAGCUGACCCUUGAGAAUCGGGACUGCUAG